This is a messenger RNA of Anopheles funestus (African malaria mosquito), 661 nucleotides long. RefSeq names its product autophagy protein 12-like (gene Atg12). Gene Ontology annotation, biological process: nucleophagy; autophagy of mitochondrion; autophagosome assembly. The transcript is spliced from 3 exons. The record is from RefSeq and is a predicted model, not a curated record. Bases 112 to 489 code for a protein of 125 amino acids. Lineage: Eukaryota; Metazoa; Arthropoda; Insecta; Diptera; Culicidae. Gene Ontology annotation, cellular component: phagophore assembly site membrane; Atg12-Atg5-Atg16 complex; cytoplasm.
AGCGUAAAACCAGCCAGAAGUAGAUUGUAAACAAAGUCCACCAUUCGUGACUUUUGCAGCAAUUCGAUAAGGUUUUAGUGAAAGAAGCGCCCGCCUGAAGAACUUUUAGCAAUGGCAGAAGAAUCGGAAACGACCGGUAUUGAUAACAGCAGUGAUAAAGAUUUAGCAACAAACGUGGAAAAUCUUUCUCUAGCGGGUCAGAAGGUGGAAAAGCAGGAAGCAAAGAAAAUUGAUAUUGUACUUCAUGCCACUGGCAGUGCUCCGAUUUUGAAGCAAAAGAAGUGGUCAGUAGAUCAGGAAAAGCCCAUCAGCGCGAUUGUAAAAUUUAUACAUAAAUAUCUUAAGCUGGACCCGGAAGAACGAUUGUUUCUCUACAUCAAUCAAACGUUUGCACCGUCGCCGGAUCAGAUUAUAAAGAACCUGUACGAAUGUUAUGGCACCAAUGGUAAAUUGAUUCUUCAUUACGCCAAAACUCAAGCCUGGGGAUAGGGUGGACCCUCUUGCGCAUCCCUUCAAAUUUGGCUUCAUUCCGUCAUACAUGCGACCACCAACAUUUUAGUCUAUAAUUGAUUUCUUGUAAGCUUAUUCUGAACCGGAAUAAAAAUAUGCCAUAAUUCGCUUCGCUGCAGCACCAUUACGUCUAUUUAGACAACAUAUUCUA